UCAACUGCUUUCUCGAUGCAAAUAAACAUGACGAUGUUGACAUCUACGGUGGUGUCAGUGCAGCUGCACUAAGAGUCCAACACUGGCUACAUCGAGGGGCGUUGGACAUUGUGUAAAUCUAAGCUUGUGACAAACUGUCUUCUCUUUUGGGAUAAACACCAUUUCCAGCAGUUGACAAGUGGACCGUGAUCACUGCAUUAUGCCUCUGCUUUUCUUGGAGCGGUUCCCGUGGCCUAGCCUGCAGACGUACACCGCGCUCAGCGUGGCUUUGCUCGCCGGCAGCAUCUUUAGUGCCUACAACACUGUGACCGAUCCAGGAUUUGGGAUCUUGGAAUCUGAAGAAACACCAACUGAAGUGUAUCUUGAACAUUUAAAUCAUGAUAUUAUUGACACAGAAUUGACGACCACCGUCUUGUGGUAUAUCGCCACCGACAGUCUCUUGGUUUGGGUAUUGGUCAACACAUUCUGCUGCUUGUUGAUGUUAAUUGCUAAAAUGAUUCAGUAUGUCGUGUUUGGCCCACUCAGAGUUAGUGAGAAGCAGCACCUGAAAGAUAAAUUCUGGAAUUUCAUCUUCUAUAAGUUUAUUUUCAUCUUCGGGGUCCUGAACGUGCAGACGGUGGAAGAGGUGGUGAUGUGGUGUCUGUGGUUCUCCGCCUUGGUCUUUCUCCACCUCAUGGUGCAGCUCUGCAAAGACAGGUUUGAAUACCUGUCCUUCUCACCCUCCACGCCCAUGAACAGCCAUGUACGAGUGCUUUGUCUCCUGGUCUCCUUGCUGCUGGAUUGCUGUGGGCUGGCUGUGGGCUGCAGUGGUCUGCUUGGAGCGUCCUAUGGCAUGCACACCAUCUCCUUUAUGGCAGCAGAGUGUCUGCUGGUGACUGUGCGCACUGGGCAUGUCAUCAUGCGUUAUUUCAUUCAUCUCUGGGACCUGAACCAUCCAGGGACCUGGGAGAGAAAGGGAACAUACGUCUAUUACACCGACUUCGUCAUGGAGCUGGCGAUGCUCUUCCUGGACCUCAUGCAUCAUAUCCAUAUGCUGCUUUUUGGGAACAUCUGGCUGUCCAUGGCCAGCUUGGUUAUCUUCAUGCAGCUGCGGUAUCUCUUCCAUGAGGUUCAGCGCCGGGUCCGCCGACACAAGAACUACCUCCGCGUCAUCAACAACAUGGAGGCCAGAUUUGCCGUUGCUACUGCGGAGGAGCUGGCAGCCAACGACGACGACUGCGCCAUCUGCUGGGACGCCAUGUUGACGGCGCGCAAACUACCCUGUGGUCAUCUCUUCCACAACUCAUGUUUGCGCUCGUGGCUUGAGCAGGACACCUCGUGUCCGACAUGUCGGACGUCCCUGAACAUUAAUGCGGACGGAGGCCAGCCGAGGGGCCAGCAGCAGGCCGGGGGGGGCUUGGAGGAGAACAUUGGCCCAGCAGGGGCUGCUCCGGAUGCCAUACCACACAUCAACCAACACAAUCACUUCUUCCACUUUGAUGGUAAACUGAGGGGGAACCUUGAGCGCCCUCACAUCAGCUGUGUGCAGGAUGAUGAACAAUACAACCCAUACGUACAUUCUCUUCCAGGAUCUCGCAUUGCCAGCUGGCUGCCCAGUUUCUCAGUGGAAGUAAUGCACACCACCAAUAUCUUGGGCAUUGCUCAGGCCAACAACUCUCAGCUCAUGGCUAUGGCCCAUCAGAUCCAGGAGAUGUUCCCUCAGGUGCCCUCAUACCUGGUGAUGCAGGAUCUGCAGUUGACCCGCUCCGUAGAGGUCACCACUGACAACAUCCUGGAGGGUCGCAUCCAGGUGCCUUUCCCGACGCAGGCCAUCGAACGGGCCCCUACGCAGGCGAGCGCUGCGCCAGGUGACCAACAAGGGUCCGGCGCGGCAGCCGAGCAGGGCCUCAGCGAGUCGGACAGCGUGGAGGUCAGAGGAGGUCGCUUCUCCAAGUCGGCUGAGGAGAGGCAGAAGUUGCUCAAGCAGCGGAAAGAAGAGAUGAUUCUGCAGGCACGCAGGAGAUUUCUGAACAAUAGCCCAGAGGACCCGGAUGAGGACCUGCCCGGGCUGGAGGAGGACCUUGUUCCCGACUUGAGCUUGACUGCGCUGAGGCGGAGAACCAUGGCGGCCGCCGCAGAGAGACGCAUGCAAACUCAACAAGACCCCGCGCCUUGAGACGCCGAUUGGCGUCGGCAGAAGAGCGCCACGUCGUCUUCCCGAGAGGCACGGCGGACGAGAGCUACGUCAACCCUGCCCCAUUUCGGUUUACAGUCAGUGGUCGUCGCUUCUUCAAACAAUAAUUAAAAAGUAUUGCAAACGUAGCCCUUUGGGCUGGAUUGGCCUGCCAAAAAAAAAAAAAAAAGGUGGGACUGUUGUGAACGGCUUCUGCAUCACUGAUUCCAGAGUGUUUGGAAUAUUGUAUAAAUUGAUGGGUGCAAGUCCAGAAAUGUCAGGUUGCAUUGCCCUUUAUUCACGUGCCACACAUCGCAUCGCUUUAGUAGGCAGUCGGUUUCUACCAUGAUUGGGACCGGCUGUCAAAAAUGAGCAUGCUUUGCAUUCAGAAGAGUCUUUUAAUGAGAGGGGUGCGACGGUGUCAUUCAUAGAAAAGCUGUUUGGGUCUUUAGUUUUUCUUUUAUCAGACUUUCUUUUCACUUUGUUUUUAGCAAAUGGUGGAAAAGCUACGUAUUCUGAAUCCUCGGAAACUCAUCCGAUGUAUUUGCGUGAUGCUACGAGUUUCAGCUGUGAAUUGUCGGAAAAAUAACAUUUUUAUUUCUUACCUCGGCGUAAGAGAAUGUCACUUUAGUAUUGUUCAGCCUUUCUGUCAAAUAUGAAUGUUCCUAUCAACAUAAUGCUGCAAACAAAGUGUUUUUGGACCCACAUGGGUUGUUCUGUAUUUAGUGUGUCAUAUCACCCAUUGGUUUAGUUAUUUAACACAGGGGGGAGUGGGCAUGUAAAGCUUAGUUUUUCUAAUAAUAUUCCCUUGAGAUGCAUUGGGGAUGUAUGAGUACAAUGGGUGUCGUCAUCCUCGGUCUUUCUAAAAUUACCCUCUGAUGAUAAGCAGUUAGCAUUGUUGUUUUCCACUGAAUAUAUAUCGCUGGGGCCCUUAGUCACCUGACUCCAUCCUUUACAAUGUUGUGUGGUAUGUAGAAAGUGUAAAGUCUGUUACAACUGUACUUGCGGGGCCGUCUCUUGAAGACCGUUUUUGAAACGCUUUCAAGAGGCCUUGACGGGAGAAAUGAGCCGCAGCAAAAUGUUCUCAAGACUUGACGACAAAUAUAUAGUCAACGACCUGAAUAGUUGAGCAUAAAUGUGCAGGGUGUUUUUAUUUGUGCAAACUCACAUUGAGGAGUACUUAUUCACAAUUCAGAGCAGCAAGGAGCAUCAUCAUGCGCUGCUUAAAGAUCUAUAUUUCAGUAAUGUGUAUAACAUGGACUGGGCCCGUCGAAACAUUUUGGGUGUUUUCAGAUUUCACUGAGUCUCUCGCUGCUUGAGGCGUAUCGGUGACAAGAGGGAGACUGUAUUAUAAUUGAGUUGUUAUUACGGUGAAAGGGCAUUUUGAGGGGGGAUGUGCAUGGAUCUAGACAAAGUGCUUUUUGUUUCUUUCACUUUAUCCCAAAGAGCAGCCCACACACUUCCACUGAAGGCUGAAGUGGUGUAAUCUUAAGUUUAUUUAAUUGAUCAAACUCUGUUUUGGCAUUGGUGUAAGAAGACGCAAAUAUCGGAUUUAUAAUUUCAGAUUUUAACGUUAGACAACAUGUUCAAGACUCAUUGGACAGUUUUUUGUUGUAAUUUUUAGAUUCACUUAUUUAACAGCUUUUAAUAUCAUAAUACAUUUUCCUAUUCUUGGGUUUCAUAACCAGUACUUUAUUUAAUCAAACUGAAAUGUGUUCCUGUAUUUAUGUGCCUAAAUCAGGAAUGGAUCGGUUCUGGAUCAUUUAUGUAAAUCUAGGUUUUGUAAAGUAUGUUAAUACAAAAGACUCAAUAAAUGGAGCUUCUACAGCUUUUUAACAAGA
This is a messenger RNA of Pseudoliparis swirei, 3993 nucleotides long. Its product is annotated as E3 ubiquitin-protein ligase AMFR-like. The transcript is spliced from 13 exons. NCBI's taxonomy places the organism in Eukaryota, Metazoa, Chordata, Actinopteri, Perciformes, Liparidae. Gene Ontology annotation, cellular component: ubiquitin ligase complex; endoplasmic reticulum; cytosol. The record is from RefSeq and is a predicted model, not a curated record. Bases 200 to 2155 code for a protein of 651 amino acids. Gene Ontology annotation, molecular function: ubiquitin protein ligase activity; ubiquitin binding. Gene Ontology annotation, biological process: ubiquitin-dependent protein catabolic process; protein K48-linked ubiquitination; endoplasmic reticulum unfolded protein response.